This is a messenger RNA of Heterobilharzia americana, 357 nucleotides long. NCBI's taxonomy places the organism in Eukaryota, Metazoa, Platyhelminthes, Trematoda, Strigeidida, Schistosomatidae. The record is from the annotation of a GenBank genome assembly.
AUGUCAUUUGAAACCAAUUUCAAUGGUGAAAAGAGCAUGCUAGUUUCAUUGAUUUUCCUUCUGGUUGUCAGUGGAUUUUCGACUGCUAAGCAAAUUGAUGUCAUUAAACUUCCGUUUGUGUUAACUGAAAAAGGCGAUAUGAUUCUGGAAGAUGAUGUAGAAAAAUUCUCUAUUGACUCACAACUUGUACUGACUCAUAAGGAUAGUAGAUGUACAACAAAGGUCAAUUUCUCAAGACCAACUGCUGAAGAGGUAGCUGCGAAAUCUGGUUACCGAACAAUGAUCGAAAAUUGCAAGGAUCUACCUGAGAGUGCGAAGAAAAGUAAAAAUGUGAAGAAGGAGUCAGGAAAACAGUAA